AUGCAUUUAUAAUUUCUACUUAUGCUAUUUUUCACAUUACGUAGAAUGUCAUAAGCUCCUCGACGCCCGCAAUUUCCGAUUGAAUUCCAUGUUAUAUCCAUGAUCAUCUCUUCCCUUCUUCUACCUGGAUAAAAUGCGCCAUUCUCAGGCUCUGGUGCUUUUGGGCAUCAUAAGUCGCCACGGGACAUCUGCAGCUGGUUCUCUACCUCGUGGCAUCGGUCCUGAAUUCGUCAAAUUCUACGAAAUUGAGGGCACGUUUACCUGUAUUGGUCAUCUAUCCAUUACCAUUCCUGCAUCUCGGGUCAACGACAACUCGUGUGACUGUCCUGACGGUACCGACGAGCCUGGUACUGCGGCUUGCGCUUUGUUAGACCGCCUAUCCCCAGAGCAACCUCUGCCCGGUUCCUUAUCUGGCACUACGAACACCACAAAUGCUCUUCCCGGUUUUUGGUGUGCCAAUAAGGGCCACGUUGGCUCAUAUGUACCUUUUAUGUAUGUAAACGACGGCGUCUGCGACUAUGACCUUUGCUGCGACGGCAGUGAGGAGUAUGGGAAUGUAGGCGGUGUCAAGUGCGAGAAUAGGUGUGCGGAGAUCGGUAACGAAUGGAGGCGGGUUGAACAGGAGCGGAAAGACAAUCUUGAGCGAGCAAACAAACGCCGAAGAACCAUGGUGAAGGAAUCUAAGGAACUUCGUCGCCGUGUCGAGGCAAAGAUUGCGAGCCUCGCCGACGAGAUUCGGGAGCUCGAAGUUAAGCGGGAUGAAUUGAAAGCGAAGCUCGAUGACGUCGAACGCCAGGAACGAUUUAAGGUAGUCAAGAGCGAGGGGCCAGGCAAGCUCGGAGUGCUUGCGGGUCUGGCUAGGACGAGAGUUGACGAAUUGCGGAAUAUCCUGAGUAAAGUCGUGGACGAGCGCCAUCAGCUCAAAACUAAAGUCGAGGAGCUAGAAGGCAUUCUGGCCGCGUUUAAAGAAGAAUACAACCCCAACUUCAACGACGAAGGUGUCAAGAAGGCUCUUAGAGGCUGGGAAGAUUAUGCUGCCAAGAAGGCGGGAGAAGCCGAAGAACAACUCGGGGAGGCGGAUAUUCUUGACGUCAUGAAGGAGGAUGGUGAAGAGUCUGGCAUCAACUGGAAAGAGUUUGAAGAAGAUGAGGCCUCAGACACGGAUAUUCUGUACAGUUUCGAAGCGUAUCUCCCUGGCCCUCUCCGCGAGUUCCUGCACUCUAGGAUCAAUCUUCUUCGAAUUUGGCUGAUCGAGAAUGGCGUCUUGGCCGACUCGGCUUCCGAGAAGAGCGAGUCGCGUCUGGUUAAGGCAGCGCGGGAAGCCCAUGACUCCGUUGCCAAUGAUGUUAAUUCUAAGAGGCGGACCCAAGAGGAGCAGCAGCGUGAUCUAGAGAAGGAUUACGGUCAGGAUGACAUCUUCCGGUAUCUCAAAGGAAAGUGCGUCACGACCGAAGCCGGCGAGUACGAGUAUGAGUUGUGUUGGUUGGAUAAGACGAGCCAGAAGAGUAAGAAAGGGGGUGGAAAGACUACCAUGGGUAACUUUGACCGCUUCGACGUCGACGAGGCCGACGAGGAGGAGCGCCACGAUGGCAAGGGACUCGGACGAGGGAAGCGCGUCGUGCUAAGAUAUGAAAACGGGCAGGGCUGCUGGAAUGGCCCAAAUCGGAAGACGGACGUAUGGCUUGCCUGUGCCGAGACAGAGGAGCUGUGGCGGGUUAGCGAACUCGAAAAGUGCGUUUACAAGAUGGAAGUAGGCACACCCGCAGUCUGCGAGGAAUUCGUCGAGCCCGGACAUGCCAAGGACGAGCUAUGAAGAUAGACUGAUAGAGAGGUUGGUAAUACAGGUGUAGAAUCACGCUAUUUAUGAGAUAUGUUAUGAUGACUCCUGAAUAUUUCAUCCCGUCGGUUCCUAAUAAUUAUCGAAAGGGGUAGUAGUAUCUAUUAAAAUUGUUGG
Annulohypoxylon maeteangense is the source of this 1954-nucleotide messenger RNA. RefSeq names its product glucosidase 2 subunit beta. Bases 134 to 1813 code for a protein of 559 amino acids. The transcript is spliced from 3 exons. Gene Ontology annotation, cellular component: glucosidase II complex. Gene Ontology annotation, biological process: N-glycan processing. The record is from RefSeq and is a predicted model, not a curated record. NCBI's taxonomy places the organism in Eukaryota, Fungi, Ascomycota, Sordariomycetes, Xylariales, Hypoxylaceae.